CCCUUUUUCUCAUUCUUCUCUCUAUGGCACUGGGGAGUAAACAACGCACUUUCAAAGCAAUAAUUAUCACGGUGGAACAGAAGGACCGGUUUCAGUCUCAGAUUACAUUGACUUGAAACUGCCGGGAAAGGCACCUCUUCCUCUCUAUCCAUUGUGCUUGUGCCUAUUCUGACAGCUGAGAACUGUUCUUGCCAUCCGUGUCAAUAAAAAAGUACAUAAUUUUCCUGGAAAAAGAAGAAGAAAAGAAAAACUCUUUUACUGUCCUGCCUGUGGAUCUAUAAGUGAACUGAAGAAACUGAAAGCCUCGUCUGCUACUUCCCUUUAUCUUUGGGGGAAUUCUUGGACAAGUCCAGACAGUAGAAUCUUCAUGUCCGGUCCUUCCGGUGCUGCUCUCCGGGCAGCAGAAGAGGCCACGCCCCUGCAGUCGGUCCCCGGCUCCGGUCAACCGUCGAGCGGUAAAAAUGAAGCCCCCAAAAUCUGUCGCAACGACUACAGGAAGCUGGCCAUCGCCAGCAUCAUCUGCGGGCUCUCCUGUGUCGGCAUUAUUGCUUUGAUAAAUUCUGUCAAGGCACGCGAGAGGGCUUCGAGUGACCCCGAGAGCGCCCAGAUCUACGCUCACAGAGCCAGGCGGUGCAGCCUCAUCGCCUUUGCGGCGUGGUUCGGACUGCUGGUCCUCUUCCUGUGCCUGAUGGCGCUGGUGUCGUACCUCCUCACACUCAUAAACUGAUCACAGUGCGAGGAAACCUGCCUGUGGAUAACAUUAAUACUGACCUGCAUCUUUUAAAAAUCUUCCAGUGAACACUGUUUCUAUUCCAAGACUACAGGAGACUUAUUCAGACGCGGGCUGAGGCAGAGGGUUGAACAAACUCACUAUUCCAUCUGACUUUAUUUCAGCACACGUGUAGCCCAGUGAACUCAAAUAUACUUGUGUAACUACAGGACAGUGUACACGGCUGGCAACUUUGGUGCUUGUACAUUUUGCACCCCUUUUCGCUCCAGUUUGGAUGGGUUUUUUUUUGUCAGCACUCAUUGCAGCAUUCCCUUCAGGAGAGUGCAGACAAGCGUAAGCUCGCCUCGAAAGCAUGUGAUGUCACCCAGUCAGGCUCACACACACACACACACAAGCUGGAGGAUCACACAUGCAUACACACACAAGCUGGAGGAUCACACACACACACACACACACACAAGCUGGAGGGGUGGGGAUCACACACGUACACACACAUACACACACAAGCUGGAGGAUCUCACACCCUCGCACACACACACACACAAGCUAGAGAAUCACACAUGCACACGAGUUGAAGGCUCACACACACAAGCAGGCGGAUACAACUUCCUGGGCAGCUCAGCAGAUGGGAGAGCCUGAUCGAGGAGCAUGUGCGAGGAGGCACAGUCAUCCCCGGGCAAUGCUACAGCCCACUGAGUGUUGCACUAAAAGGCUGCUGGCCAGUCAGCACUGGAACAGUCUGGAUAUGAUUCCAGACCAUGGGGCCCGUCCAUGCACUAGAACAGUGCCUUAACCGAUACCAGACCAUGGGGCCCAUCCAUGCACUAGAACAGUGCCUUAACAGAUACCACACCAUGGGGCCCAUCCAUGCAAUAGAACAUUGCCUUAACAGAUACCAGAUUGUGGGGCCCAGCCACAAACUGGAACAGUCCCUUAACCGAUACCAGACCAUGGGGCCCGUCCAUGCACUAGAACAGUGCCUUAACAGAUAGCACACUGUGGGGCCCAUCUAUGCACUAGAACAGGGACUUAGCAGGAUAAACCAGCAACCACUGAUACUAGCCAGAUUGAAAUUCUCUUUAUAAGUAGCUGCAAACUUAAUUUUUCAUUCAAUAUGGAGAAAAACAAACCGCUUAAGUGGUCAUCUUGGCAAAGACAUUUGAACAAAUGACCAUAACAAGGUAAUUAAUAAAUAUGCUGUUUAAUGGAUACUUGUCAUUUACACAAGGUACUGAAAUGAUGAAAAUAUAUUGGUGUUUAAAAACAUAGUUACAAAGAUCGAAUUAAAAAGAAUACACAUCUAGUAUGCUACUAAAAUGUGCUAUCAAUGGUUGAUUUAGCAAAAAACUUAAAACAAGCACAUGGUUACAUUCUAUUUUGCCAUUAAGUUAUUUUAUAUUAUUUUUUAUAUUAUUUUUUUCAUGUUUUAAUGUUGUGCUUUUAAAGACUGUAUUGCAUUUUGUAAAGGUUUUUGUAAUAAAAUAACUAAAUAUCCAAGCUUG
Molecule: messenger RNA, 2232 nt
Organism: Anguilla rostrata (American eel)
Lineage: Eukaryota; Metazoa; Chordata; Actinopteri; Anguilliformes; Anguillidae
Product: transmembrane protein 265-like
Exons: 3
Coding region: 368-727 (119 amino acids)
Cellular component (GO): membrane
Source: RefSeq, a predicted model, not a curated record